Messenger RNA from Nicotiana tabacum (common tobacco), 1201 nucleotides. RefSeq lists its product as uncharacterized. The record is from RefSeq and is a predicted model, not a curated record. NCBI's taxonomy places the organism in Eukaryota, Viridiplantae, Streptophyta, Magnoliopsida, Solanales, Solanaceae. Gene Ontology annotation, molecular function: 2 iron, 2 sulfur cluster binding; nitrite reductase [NAD(P)H] activity.
GCCACAGAGGAAUUCUCAGACAUACCCCACACACAGACACACACUACUCCCAUUUGUUCAUUUCUCUAUUGACUAUUCCCACCAUAAGCCAUAGGUCCAAUGGCCACCAUAUCCACCAAGUUAGCCACCGGCGUUCUCCACAUCCCAUCUCACCCCCACCCCCACCACCGUAAACCACCUUCUUUCCUCCCUACAGCCACCAUUAACUUUGGUUCAUUCACAGCCAACAGUAGUAGUAGUAGUAAUAGUAGUUGUAGCAAUGGUAAGGUGAACAGGCUAACAUGCAAGGCUACAGAGGUUUCAGUGGCGGAGGGGUCAUCGGCGUCGGGCGGAGGGGAUAAUGGGAAAUUCAAUUGGGUGCCAGUGGUUCCACUGUCAGCACUGCCAAAAGGAGAGAGACGUGUAAUUAUACAAGAUGGUGAAACUAUACUGUUGCUUUGGUAUAAAGAUGAUGUUUUUGCUAUUGAGAAUCGUUCCCCUGCUGAAGGUGCUUAUAGUGAAGGCCUCCUUAAUGCCAAGCUAACACAGGAUGGAUGUAUCGUGUGUCCAACAACAGAUAGCACAUUUUAUCUGCAAAAUGGAGCCAUCAAAGAAUGGUACCCCAAUAAUCCUGUGUUGAGAGUCCUUACUCCUGCCUUGAGAAAUUUGUUUGUUUAUCCUGUUAAAACAGACGAUGAGAAUAUCUAUAUUAGCAUGAGAGGAGGCGGAAAAGUUGACGCAUCUGCAGAGAUUGUUUUCAGCGGAAAGGCUCAACCUGGUGUCACAGCAUCUGACGUCAAUGUAGACGAGGUAAGAAUGGUUAUCGACGAGGGUCAAGAGGCCUUUGGAUUCACUGGAAGGAAUGAGCUGAUAAAUGGAAAAGCAGCAGUAAUUGGUUUCCUAUUGCUGUUGGAUUUUGAACUCUUGACCGGUAAAGGUCUUCUCAAAGGAACAGGGUUCUUGGAUUUCAUUUACUCAGUUUCAGAUGCUUUCAAAUAAAACCAUUCCGCUAUAUACUUACUCCCCCUCCCUCUUUUUCCCCUUUUCCUAUUUUUCUGACAAAUUUGCAUUUGUUUAAAUAAACAAAAACAAAGAAUGUUGAUCUUUUUAUAUGUUGUCCAAUUAUAUGGAUUAGUGAAUUAUAGACCAUUGAAUUCCAGCUGAAGAAUGUACAAAUCCUCCUAUUUCGUCUAAUAUUAAUAUGUGCCUUUGAGUUGGAGCA